AUGUCCCUGAAAUUGCCAAGAAACUGGGAUUUCAACCUGAAAGGAGAGGCGGCGAAAAUAGCUCGGUCCAGGAGCGUGAUGACCGGCGAGCAGAUGGCAGCCUUCCACCCGUCGACCACCCCCAACCCGCUGGAGAGGCCCAUCAAGAUGGGCUGGCUGAAGAAGCAGCGGUCCAUCGUGAAAAACUGGCAGCAGAGGUAUUUCGUGCUGAGGGCGCAGCAGCUCUACUACUACAAGGAUGAAGAGGACUCGAAGCCUCAGGGUUGUAUGUACCUACCUGGAAGUACAAUCAAGGAGAUUGCCACAAACCCAGAAGAAGCGGGGAAGUUUGUCUUUGAAGUCAUUCCAGCCUCAUGGGACCAGAGUCGCACGGGACAGGACUCCUAUGUCCUCAUGGCCAGCUCCCAGGCAGAGAUGGAGGAAUGGGUUAAAUUCCUGAAGAGAGUCGCUGGCACACCCUCUGGAGCGGUGUUUGGCCAGCGUUUGGAUGAGACUGUGGCCUAUGAGCAGAAAUUUGGCCCCCACCUGGUGCCCAUCCUCGUGGAGAAGUGUGCGGAGUUCAUCCUGGAACAUGGCCUGAACGAAGAGGGCAUCUUCCGGCUGCCUGGGCAGGACAACCUGGUGAAGCAGCUCAGAGAUGCUUUCGAUGCCGGGGAGAGGCCCUCCUUUGACAGAGAGACAGAUGUGCACACGGUGGCCUCCCUAUUAAAGCUCUACCUCCGGGACCUCCCAGAACCUGUGGUUCCCUGGAGCCAGUAUGAGGGAUUCCUGCUCUGUGGGCAACUCAUGAAUGCGGAUGAGGCAAAGGCUCAGCAGGAGUUGAUGAAGCAGCUCUCCACCCUUCCUCGAGACAACUACAGCCUCUUGAGCUACAUCUGCAGGUUCCUACAUGAAAUCCAGCUGAACUGUGCUGUUAACAAGAUGAGCGUGGAUAACCUGGCUACCGUGAUUGGCGUGAAUCUUAUCAGGUCGAAGGUAGAAGACCCUGCUGUGAUUAUGAGGGGAACUCCCCAAAUCCAAAGAGUGAUGACCAUGAUGAUCAGAGACCAUGAAGUCCUCUUCCCCAAGUCCAAGGAUGUACCCCUGUCACCCCCAGCUCCCAAAAAUGACCCCAAGAAACCUCCAGUGCCUCGAAGCUCUGUGGGCUGGGAUGCCUCUGAGGAUGUACCGAUUUCUAGGACAGACAGCUUCAGUAACACGGCCAGCGACUCAGAAGUAACCAGCCCCACUGAACAACAGCCAAGUGACAUGUUUCUGGAACACAGCGGCAAAACUCUCAGGGAAAAGCCAGGGGAUUGGAAGCUGCAAUCACGAAAAAGGACUCAGACCCUCCCUAAUCGGAAAUGUUUCUUAACAGCAGCUUUUCAAGGUGCCAACAGCAGCAAGAUGGAGAUCUUUAAAAAUGAGUUCUGGUCAUCUUCUUCAGAGGUGAAGGCAGGGGAGGGGCAUAGGAGAACACUGUCUCAAGGUGUGCCGAACUUUUCCGAUGCCCAGAGGACUUCCACCUAUGAUAACAUCCCUACCCUGCCGGGGUCUCCUGGGGAUGAAGCAGGGGCACUCUCUUCCCAUGCCUGCGACUCCAAGAGAGAUACUCUUUCGAGCCCAAACUCUGAAACUGGGCCUGGGACAAAGAACUUUGGAGAAGAGGGACUGGAGUCUUUGCAAAGGACAGUCCAGGAGCUGCGAAAGGAAAUAGAAACACAGAAACAAGCCUUUGAGGAACAGAUUAAAAACCUUGAGAAGGAAAAUUAUGACGUCUGGGCUAAGGUGGUGAGGCUCAAUGAAGAACUGGAGAAGGAAAAGAAGAAAUCUGCAGCCUUGGAGAUCAGCCUCCGCAACGUGGAGCGCUCCCGGGAGGAUGUUGAGAGGAGGAACAAGACCUUGGAAGAAGAAGUCAAGGAAUUUGUCAAAUCGAUGAAGGAGCCUAAGGCUGAUGAAUGA
This is a messenger RNA of Pipistrellus nathusii (Nathusius's pipistrelle), 1941 nucleotides long. The record is from the annotation of a GenBank genome assembly. Lineage: Eukaryota; Metazoa; Chordata; Mammalia; Chiroptera; Vespertilionidae.